CUCCUCCUCACGGCCACCACUCCCCAUAUCUAUUCUCCUGUCGUCGUCAACCUUUCCCCCUCCGAGUUAGCUUGUUCAUCGGUAAUCCACCCACAUCAAGAUCUCCCCAAAUUCCACACCAAACCCUAUCUAUCUACCAGUCCAUCCCGUACAUCUUCUUCCAUCGAGGUCGAGCCUUCCACCCAUUCAUGGCGUCCACCACCAGUGGCAGCCUCCCAUCCUCUCCCUCACUCCCGGGCACCGGCUCCGAACAAGAAUUCUUCUCCGUCGACCCCCACGGCCUGUUCCUCCCUUCAUCCCCCUCCCCCGCCAGCCUGUUCGACCACGACUCCUCCUUCCAAGGCUUCUUCCCCACAUCCUCCCCCACGCGAGCAACAGCGACUCCACCUCACCCUACGGCCCCGUCAAAGCAGACCAAGAAGCGCCCCAGAGCCUCCCGCCGCCCACCCACCACCGUGCUCACCACCGACACCUCCAACUUCCGCGCCAUGGUACAGGAGUUCACCGGCUUCCCGGCGCCACCAUUUGCCGCCGGACCGUCCCCGUUCGUCCGCCCGCGGCUCCUCGGUGGCGCCUCCGCCUACGGGCCCCCCUUCCUGGUACGCCCGUGCCCUCUCAAAUACCCGCAGCAAAACCCUGCACUGCUGUCCUCCAUCGGCACCGGCACCACCACCGGCGGCGGAGCCAACUCUCUCAUGCACGCGCUCGCGCUGUUGGCGAGGAGCAACGCGAUGCCAAGUACCCCCGCUGAUGUUACGGCGAGAGGAUCAGGUGCUGCUGAUCAGUACGGCGGCCACCACGGCCACGGCAUGGGAGAUUUCAACUACAACCCGUUUGACGACUUCGAGACUGAGACUGCGGCAGCGGCAGCGGAAGGCGACAAGGCGGCGAACGGCGACCAUGCUGGGUUCUUCUCUUCCUUAGGCGGCGCCGGAGAUAAGUACGACCGGCACUAGCUAGUACUUACGUAUCUCUCUCUCUCUCUCUCUCUCUCUCUCUCUCUCUCUCUCUCUCUCUCUCUCUCUCUCUCUCUCUCUCUCUGAUGAGCGUGCUGAGCGGUCUUUGUGUAAUGUGGAUGGAAAUUGAGAUGGAGGAACAACUUUUGAUACUCUA
Messenger RNA from Triticum dicoccoides, 1113 nucleotides. RefSeq lists its product as uncharacterized. NCBI's taxonomy places the organism in Eukaryota, Viridiplantae, Streptophyta, Magnoliopsida, Poales, Poaceae. The record is from RefSeq and is a predicted model, not a curated record. The transcript has a single exon. Bases 189 to 956 code for a protein of 255 amino acids.